Molecule: messenger RNA, 974 nt
Organism: Durio zibethinus
Lineage: Eukaryota; Viridiplantae; Streptophyta; Magnoliopsida; Malvales; Malvaceae
Source: RefSeq, a predicted model, not a curated record
AAAAAAAUUCCAAUAAUUCUUUAUUUCUUUCCUUCUCAACCAAUCCACAGGCUCCCCCCUUCCUUGCCUCUUAAUAAUUAAUAAACAAUUCCAAAAGUUACCAGCCCAGAAGUGGGCCUAUUCUCGUUGGCGGACCCCAGCGUUUCCCUCCCGUCGGCCCUUCCUUUUCUUCUCAUUUUGCCGCUAUUCGCUGAAUAAGGCUUUGACGAAGCAGAUCAGGCGGACUUCCUCAGUGAUCCAAGUAAAUAAAUGGACGAGGUGAUGACGGCAGUAGAUGCGAGCUCAACGAAAGGCCACGAAGCUUCGUCUCCGUCGUCGAAUCUGCUUCCUAACAACCUUCCUCUCAUCGCGGCCUUCCUUGCCUUCGCUCUCGCUCAGUUCCUCAAAGUCUUCACCAAUUGGUUUAAAGAAAGGAGAUGGGAUUCUAAGAAGAUGAUUGAUUCAGGUGGUAUGCCAUCAUCGCACUCUGCAACUGUGACAGCUCUUGCAGCUGCUGUAGGUCUACAGGAUGGGACUGGAGGACCAGCUUUUGCAAUUGCAGUUGUCUUGGCUUGUGUUGUAAUGUAUGAUGCCUCAGGUGUCCGACUUCAUGCUGGUCGUCAAGCUGAAUUGCUGAAUCAAAUUGUCUGUGAGUUUCCUCCUGAACACCCAUUGUCUAGUGUGAGGCCUCUGCGCGAAUUACUUGGGCAUACUCCACUUCAGGUUGUUGCAGGUGCAUUAUUGGGAUUUAUAGUAGCUGUCCUGAUGCGAAACUCUGUUUAGGAUGUUACAUAAACAACAUUGAUUCUUUUUCCUUCUCAGUAAUGGGAUGGGAGUAUACAUCAGUCUCAACUAGGAAUGGAAGAAAGAGCUGCUGUCAAUCUUAAGUUUCUGUUGUUGAAACCCUGUAAAGUUGCUCAGAGGAUAAAUACGACGAACUGAUUUUAGUUUAUUAUUCUGAAGAGAUUUUCAGUUGUUUAGAUAAGUUAAUAAAA